This is a messenger RNA of Rhagoletis pomonella (apple maggot), 334 nucleotides long. Its product is annotated as protein krasavietz-like. Gene Ontology annotation, cellular component: membrane; cytoplasm. NCBI's taxonomy places the organism in Eukaryota, Metazoa, Arthropoda, Insecta, Diptera, Tephritidae. The coding region runs from base 15 to 308 and encodes 97 amino acids. The record is from RefSeq and is a predicted model, not a curated record. The transcript has 2 exons.
UAUUCGUCAAGCUCAUGCGUCGAUAUAAGUACUUGGAGAAGAUGUUCGAAGAGGAAAUGAAAAAGGUGUUGGUAUUCAUUAAAGGUUUUACUCCGAGUGAACGCACCAAACUUGCGCGUAUGACAGCGCUCUGGUUAGUUAAUGGUUCUGUGCCCCCGAAUGUUCUGUUGGUAUUGAACAACGAGCAUUUAAUUAAGGAUGGCAUUGCUAUCGACUUCCUUAUCGAGGUAUUUGUCGCUUUCAAACAAGAGAAGGGCAUUUCAUAUCUGGUACAAGCUCUCAAAAAGGGUGGACUUGAAAGCAAGUAAGUGAAAUGGUAUUAUUCAUAUUGAUU